Molecule: messenger RNA, 2078 nt
Organism: Poecilia latipinna (sailfin molly)
Lineage: Eukaryota; Metazoa; Chordata; Actinopteri; Cyprinodontiformes; Poeciliidae
Gene: gata1a
Product: GATA binding protein 1a
Exons: 7
Coding region: 452-1732 (426 amino acids)
Biological process (GO): positive regulation of transcription by RNA polymerase II; cell fate commitment; negative regulation of transcription by RNA polymerase II
Cellular component (GO): nucleus
Molecular function (GO): zinc ion binding; DNA-binding transcription factor activity, RNA polymerase II-specific; RNA polymerase II cis-regulatory region sequence-specific DNA binding
Source: RefSeq, a predicted model, not a curated record
GACGCCUCUCUAAUUUCCUGGUAGAUGGCUGGACUCACUUUGGACUUGAUAAAACCCAGCUGACCAGCACCAGCAGACGCCACCGCAAUUCAAAUCAUCACUGGAAACUGGGACCUUGAAGGCUUUCUGAAAAGCAAAACUUACCUUCAUCUGAAGAAGACGACUUUGGACAACUGAGCAGCGACCCGGUCCUUUCCCUCCUCAGCCCAGGCUCUUUCUCUGUGGACCAGAGAGGUGUGUCUUGUCAAAAAAAAAAAGUUGUCUCCAACCCCUCCCACGGACUGUCUUGCAAGCCCUAAACUUUGCUGCUGGUUGAAGAAGUUGCUCUUGUAGCCAUCAGCCUGCGGCGAGACAGUCAGUCAGUCAGUCAGUCAGACAGUCGACUUGAACUGGACCUCUUUCCACUGGGUUGUAAAAAUUCUGCGAGCAUCCACUCUGGGUGAAAGUGAUCAUGGAGGAUUCGUCAGACCAGUCCCACUGGGCAUCUCCCACCCUGCUCAGCUCCGACCCCCUCGCCGGCUUCCCCUCCGACCCGAGCCUGUUGACCACCGGGGAAGAAGGAGAGGCCUUCUUCUCAGCCCCAGACGCCGAUUACGCCGGGCUGUCCUUGUUCUUCCCCAACCCGAGCCACAGCCGAGCAGCAUCCAGCUACAGACACAGCUCCGUCCGGCAGGUGUACACCUCCCCAGGCCUCCUCAGUAACCUCCAGCUCCUGGACGGGCCCCCGAGCCACCCGCUGAGCUCGCCCUACAGCCCCGCGGCCUCCACCUGGAGCGGCAGCCAACUCACCAAGACGCCGCUGCACUCACACACCCCGACCUCCCUCUACUCCCCCGGGAUGGCCUCCUCCUUCACCGCCUCCAGGGAUGCGUACCCUUCCCCGGGAAGAGAGGGCAGGGAGAGCCCCCGGCUCCAGGAGGCCCUCAAAGCGGAGCGUCUCAGCCCCCUGGGCGGCUCGGGAGCCAGCAGCAACUUCCUCAACCUGACCCCCGCCGCCGGGAGCAUGUACACCCCCUCGUCCCACUCGCACCCCCACAUGCUGAGCCCCUACAGCUCGUACAUGAGCGGGCCGCAGGACUACAGCUCGCCAGCCCUAUACUCGAGCGCCGGAGCCUGGAUCAGCCCGUCCUACUCCCCGAAGCUCCGCAACAAGCUGAGGCCGACCACUCCAGAGGCCCGAGAGUGUGUAAAUUGCGGAGCCACCGCGACGCCCCUGUGGCGCCGGGACGGUACCGGACACUACCUGUGCAACGCCUGCGGACUGUACCACAAGAUGAACGGCCAGAACCGACCUCUGAUCCGGCCCAAGAAGAGACUGAUCGUGAGCAAGCGCGCGGGUACCGUGUGCGCCAACUGUCACACCAGCACGACGACGCUGUGGAGGCGCAACGCCAGCGGGGAGCCUGUGUGCAACGCCUGCGGACUCUACUUCAAACUGCACAACGUCAACCGACCGCUCACCAUGAAGAAGGAAGGCAUCCAGACCCGGAACCGGAAAGUCUCCAACAAGAACAAGAAGAGCAAGAAGGCCUCCAUGUUGGAGCCGUACUCAGACGUGGUCCAGCCCCCUCCCCUGGACGACAACGGCGGGCCCUUUUCCCUCAGCCCUGGGACUCUGCUGACCUACAGCCACACGCCGCACCUCCUCCCCACCCCGACCCCGCUGCACCCCUCCGCUGGCCUGCCCUACGCGCACCACCUCAACUCUGGCAUGGUGCCCACUCUGGUGUGACCCUGCAGAAGAUGCAGCGCGCGCUUUCUCCUUCGUCUAGCGUAAGAUUAGUACAUAAAUGAUGAUUUGUUUUUAUUAUUUUUUCCACUAUUUUUUUUUUAUUGCAUUUGUUGUCAUAUUUUGGCGUGCAACGCCAGAUAAAAAUCACUCAACGGAGGUUGCUGCACAUGUAAACACACUGAUGACAGUUUUGCUCCUUUUGUAAAUACAAAACAAGCGUCUGCUUUGGGUUAGAUAAUGUGAAGUUACUCAGGAGUUUUAAUGUUCACUGCUCUCUGUUAUGUAUUUGCAUACAUGAUCUAACCGCACCAAAGCUGCAGAGAGAAGAAUAAAAUGUUUGACUUUA